Molecule: messenger RNA, 472 nt
Organism: Rosa rugosa (rugosa rose)
Lineage: Eukaryota; Viridiplantae; Streptophyta; Magnoliopsida; Rosales; Rosaceae
Product: glycine-rich protein 5-like
Exons: 2
Coding region: 92-472 (126 amino acids)
Source: RefSeq, a predicted model, not a curated record
GUGCCAAGCUACAUUACAUUCACUCCAAACUCAAUCACCUCUUAUAUUACCCUUCACAGAUACAAACCGUAAGCAAUCAAUCCACUGAGAAAUGGCGUACUCAAAUACUAUUCUUCUUGUUGUCUUUGCCGUUCUCCUCAUCACUGCUGAGGUCUCAGCUCAUCGUGACCUAACUGAGACAACCACUCCAACUAUUGAUGGUAGCGGGGCAUACAAUAGAGGAGGCAAUGGAGGAAACGGCGGAGGCAAGGGAGGAAACGGAGGAUACGGAGGAGGAAGCAAUGGAGGAAACGGAGGAGGCAAGGGAGGAAAUGGAGGAUACGGAGGAGGAAGUAAUGGAGGAAACGGAGGUGGCAAAGGAGGAAACGGAGGAGGCAAGGGAGGCAAUGGAGGAGGCAAGGGAGGAAAUGGUGGAAAUGGAGGAAAGGGAGGAAAGGGAGGGGGAGGGCAUGGACCCGAAACCGAGAACUAG